AUGUUCGCCGAAAGGAGCAUCCUGUGCCGUUUAUAUAAUACUUUAAUUUUCAUGCACCUGAUCUACGUCACGCGGUCGUUCGGUGUCAUCUUUGAGGAGUAUGUCGUGGACCAGGGCCGUAACCUGACGUUACGCUGCGAUUCCAAGCAUCCGGUGCGAUGGGUACGCGAGGGCCGACGGGAGGAUGUCCGCCAGUUCCAGCUCGACGGUUCGCUCGUGUUGACAAACCUUACCGCUAGGGACGGUGGCCGGUACACGUGUUCGGCCGCAAUACCAACCCUAACGACCGUUGCCGUACUGGAGGAACCGGAAGCAGACACAUCCUCCUCCUCCUCCUCCUCCUCCACCGCCAGCAAUGACACCAGUACUGGGGCCGCGUACGAUCCCGGUGACACCAGUGCCGGUUACGAGAAUGCCACCGCCGAACCGUACGACGGUGAGGACGCGGACGGGGCAUCAUCGUCCGCAGCGGAGGAACACUUUGUCGAGCUGCUGAAGGUGAACGUUAAGGUGCGUACGCCACCGUUGGCGGUGUCCAACUUUUACGUCCGUGCGUCCACCAUCAUAGCGGUGCUGGUGUGGGAGGUGAUGCCGAACCGGACCGGCGGUUACGCGAUACGCGACUUUACCGCCGAGAUGCGCAAGAUGCGCGAAAGCAACGACGAACCGGAGCUGCCUUGGGAGACGAUUGAUCCGCGCCACAUCAGCCCGAACGCGCGUCAGCUCGAAAUCUAUCAUCUCAUCCCGAACACAACGUACGAGUUCCGGAUCUGGGGCAACAAUCAGCUCGGUGCCGGAGAGAUCGUUACCAUCCUUGCGACCACGCAACCACGCAUGGAGGAGAAAGAUCUCGUCCGGCGCAUCAUGAUCGAUGCGAAGAAUUUUGACACCCGCGUCUGGAUAGCGGCCGUCGGCAUCGUGAUGGGUACGCUGGUCAUCCUGUCGCUCGGUACCUGCAUCGUGCUGUACAAGGAGUGCCGCGAACCAGCCGCUAACGAUAAAGACGAGGAGCUGGACAGUCUCGAGCUGGUGCCGAACAUCAUCCUGAAUCCGGGCUUUUGCGACUCGGACGACCAGGGUCAGAAUCCGCUGUCACCGCCAAUACCGCGAACCCUGCCGUACAAUCGGUACCGGGGCAAUGGGCACGACGGUACCGGUGCGGGCGAGGACGAUGAUGACGAGGACGACGACGAGGAGGAACCGAUGACGUUCAGCCGACGGAUGUCAAUCUUCUUCACCGGCAACACGAUCAAGCGGAUUUGA
Messenger RNA from Anopheles marshallii, 1263 nucleotides. RefSeq lists its product as uncharacterized. NCBI's taxonomy places the organism in Eukaryota, Metazoa, Arthropoda, Insecta, Diptera, Culicidae. The transcript has 6 exons. Bases 1 to 1263 code for a protein of 420 amino acids. The record is from RefSeq and is a predicted model, not a curated record. Gene Ontology annotation, molecular function: protein binding.